CUCCCCAUCGUUCGACGCGGUUAGUCGUCGUCCAGAGAGAGCUUAGCUUAGUAUACUGAACGGCAGCAUCGGCAGCGGCCUCUCACCUCCACGCCACGACGAUCGCAUCGCUUCGGUUCUACGGUCUUCGGUCAGUCGUGCGCUGGGACCAUUCGAAAGUGGUACCGUAUUAUUGAAUCACCCUGUAAACAGGGCCAAACGAGAAGGAUUCAGAGUCGGAGGGAGAACGAGCAAGAGAGAGAGAGAGAGAGAGCGAGAGAGAAAGGAGUGCAGGACGAGAGUGAGUGCGCGUGAAUGGUGGUGCUGUUGUUGUUCUUCUAGACGGCGCGGUACCAGAGAGGCCCUUCCAACAGAGGCCAGGCCACGACAAGACCGGACUAGACCCGACCAGACUGCCUGGUACCUCUUCAGUACAGUACCAAGAGUGCCCAAGCCCAAUGGUCGCGUAGCAUGUAUCGCGCUUCCACGUCCAAGCGUUAGAUCCAAAUUCAAGAAUAUUAUCACGAACCGCUCCUGCCCUUCCUUCAUUUUCAACCGCACUCAUCGAUCUCGUUUUGUGGUUCCUGCGAGGAUAAGUGGUCAUCAAGGUCUGCUGAAAUGUGGGGGCAGCUCAUCCUAUUCUCACUCUUCUCCUUCACCGACGCUCUACUUAAUGAAAAUUGCAGUCCGAAGUCCUGCAGAUCGGGCAUGGAUUCCAAGAAGGCGGCGUGCGGUUCGGACGGAGUGUCGUAUGUGAACCGAUGCCACCUGGAAUUGGCGAGAUGCCAGCAGAGGAAUCUGACGUUCGUCCACAGAGGCAACUGUCGGCCGGACGAACAGCAGACGUGCGCCGCUCACGCCAUCGCCGUAGCCAUCCUCAACUCUGCGUCCUCCAAGUCUUCGGCGACGGCCUCGGACAGAUACGCUCCGCAAUGCAGGACGGAUGGUAACUUUGCUGCAGGGCAAUGCCAUCCGCAGAUCGGUUACUGCUGGUGUGUCACGGCGCAGGGCUUCCCCAUCCCUCUCACCGUCGUUCCCUACAGAACAGGACUGAAGCACAAAUGCGGCAAGAUCAAGAAGUCGACGAUGCGUCGAUCCUCAGCGAAUGGCGCCGGCCAGAAGAAACCUGCGAAAGCAUGCAGUCUAGAGGAUAAGGCACUCUUCAACAGCAAUCUCAUCCACAUCUUCACCACUGAAUGGAUGCGCAACACGGAGCAACCAAAGUCGGCUGCAACUGAUGCCAAGGUGCUCGAGUGGAAGUUCGAUAAUAUGAAUUUGGAUAAGAACGAGCACUUGGAUAGGAACGAGUACAAGGAUUUGAAGAGGCUUGUCAAGAAGGUGGUGAAGCCGAAGAGAUGCGCAAAGUCCUUCGCCAAGGCGUGCGACAUGAACCGUGACCAGAUGAUCACCAAGCACGAGUGGGCUCAGUGCUUGACCCGCGACGGGAAGGACGAGAAAGCGGGAGGAGAAGAAGCUCAGAACCUGGACCAAGAUGAGGAAGAUGAAGCCGACGAAGGAGAGGACAUCCAUCUGCCGCCGUACCGUCCCAGUAGCAUCCUAACAGACGGUUCGAGGAACUUCAACGGUGGCACGAAUUACGACGACGACUCUUCGGAGAGACGCGACGAAGACGAAACCGGAUGUCUAUCGGAUAGGAAGACGGCGUUGGGCGAAGGUACGCAACUGUAUGUUCCCGAAUGUACACCGGACGGUCGUUACGCAAAGGUUCAAUGCUACAAAUCCGCUGGUUAUUGCUUUUGCGUGAACGAAGACACCGGCAAGAAUAUAGCAGGAACAGCGGUCAAAGAUCAGGUCCCGAAGUGCGAUCAAAUCGUUACAGUCAGCAGGUCGAUGAAGGGUUGUCCCGAUGACAAGAAGAACGCCUUCCUCAAAGAUCUGAUGGAGUAUCUUCAUACUAGCAUGAUAAAAGAAACCAAUGGCACCACAAUCACAGGAAUUGGUGGUUCCGCCUGGCGGUCGACGAAGGAAGAGCAAGUGGCGUCCUGGAGCUUCGUGUUCUUCGACAAGAAUAAAAACAAGGUUCUCGACAAAGCCGAAUGGAAAAGCUUCAAAGAUACCAUGUCCACCGUGAAGAAUCUCAAGAGAUGCGGUAAAAAGUUACCGAGGUACUGUGAUAUAAAUAAAGACAGGCACAUCAGCAUGACGGAAUGGUUGGAUUGCCUCAACACGAACAAAUAUCAAGAGCCAUUGUAG
Messenger RNA from Nicrophorus vespilloides, 2193 nucleotides. RefSeq names its product SPARC-related modular calcium-binding protein 2 (gene magu). Gene Ontology annotation, cellular component: basement membrane. The record is from RefSeq and is a predicted model, not a curated record. The transcript has 7 exons. Gene Ontology annotation, molecular function: extracellular matrix binding; calcium ion binding; protein binding. Gene Ontology annotation, biological process: extracellular matrix organization. Bases 598 to 2193 code for a protein of 531 amino acids. NCBI's taxonomy places the organism in Eukaryota, Metazoa, Arthropoda, Insecta, Coleoptera, Silphidae.